AGUUAAAACAAGCUGUGAACACAACACCAGUAUAGCAGUAACACAUUUAAAGUAAUAAACAACCGAUUAUUUUAUAACAAAUAGAAAGGAAAUAACAUCAUAAUUCAUCUGCAGUCGGGUGUUUGCCCCUCUGAUGACUAAUGUUCAGUAUUCAGCCAUACUUGUGGGAGAAACCAGUGACACGUGAAAAGCUCACAACCAUGACCAAAGUGAAACCUGGCAGAAGAAGAGUGGCCGAGAUCCAGAGAGGCCAAAAGCAUAAUGGCACCGAAAACGAGCAUCCUGUAAUGGUCUCCAGAUGUUUGAGAGGAUCGCCAUCCAUGGAUGGCUGUGCUGGGCUCUGUACCUGCUGGCAGCAGGGGUGACAUUAACAAGUGAAUCACACCGGCUGUGCCCACAGCCUUGCCGUUGCAACACCAUGCUUCUGGAGGCAAACUGCUCUGAUCGCCAACUAAACACAGUGCCCGACAGUCUCCCACAAAACAUUAAACUUCUUAAUCUAACCCGUAAUAAGAUUAAGACUCUGGUGCAACAGCAGUUCAAGGCAUUGCCUCAACUUCUACACCUUGAUUUGAGUGAUAAUGAGCUGGUUUUCAUUGAAGUUGAAGCAUUUCUAGGCUUGCAAAAUCUGAUAAACCUGCGUCUCACUCACAACCACAUAAAGAUCAUUCCUGUGGGAGCGUUUGCUGGUAUGCCAAAACUGAAGUCUCUGGACAUAAGUGACAAUGAAAUUCUACUUUUUCUAGACUUCACUUUCUGUGAUUUGCCUGCUUUGCAGUAUUUAACAGCAGUAGAUAAUGACAUUGUUUUUAUUUCUCAUCAAGCUCUCACUGGACUUACAAGUCUGGAAGAGCUGCACCUCGAUGGCUGCAACCUCACUGCAGUGCCAACACAGGCGCUCACACAGUUGAGCAGGCUGAGAAGUUUUCAUUUUUACCGACUUGGCAUUGCAACACUGCCGAACUACUCUUUCCGUAAUCUAGACUACCUCAAAGAACUUGUCAUUUCUCAUUGUCCGUGGUUAAAGAUGAUCUCAGGUAACAGUCUCUUUGGCCUGAAUCUUACAUCCCUCACGAUCACACACUCUAACUUAAGCGCUGUCCCUUACAUCCCUUUGCAACAUCUUGUCUAUCUCGUAUUUCUCGAUUUUUCUUUCAACCCAAUCACCUACAUUCAUGGGAAUAAGCUUGGAGGCCUGCUGCGCCUACAGGAGCUGCGUUUGGUGGGGGGAUCAUUGCUUUGUAUUGAAACCGGAGCAUUCAGAGGUUUAUCAUAUUUGAGAUUGCUGAAUGUGUCCGGAAACCUUCUCACCACCAUGGAAAUUGGAGCUUUUCAGUCAGUGGACACCCUAAGAACUCUGGGACUCGAUAACAACCCCUUAGAAUGUGACUGCCGCUUGCUGUGGUUGGCACGAAGACGACCAAAUCUGGAUUUUGGUGGGAACUCACUGACUUGUGCUACCUCAGUCCACUUUCAUGGAUUGAAUUUUCUAGACCUGGAGGAAGAUGAACUCUCAGGCUUGCUCACAUGUCGUCAUCCUCGUAUUCUAAACAGAAAAAGUCAAGAAACAAGAGUCGAUCAGGGACAUACUGUGAUGUUUUAUUGCACUGCAGAAGGUGACCCUGCACCAUCUGUCACCUGGCUAAACCCACAGCUAAAACCCGUAUCCCCCACUGGUAGAAUAUGGGUUCUCUCUAAUGGCUCGCUGGAGAUACGCUACGCUCAACCUCAAGACAGCGGAACAUAUCUCUGUGUGGCAUCUAAUGCAGCAGGAAAUACCAGCCUGCCUGUCAGCCUGCAUGUCCAAGCCUUUCCAAAGUCUUCUAGAAACCCCUCUCGUCUCAAAGGUUGGUUUGUACCUCAAGGUAUAAACGGAAAUCAACAACUUCCAUUUGAUUUUAAGACAUUAUUAGUAGCCGCAACCAUUGGGUUUAUCUCAUUUUUCAGCUCUGUGAGCGUGUGUUUUAUUUUUAUGUUCUUCUGGAGCAAGAGUAAAGGGCAGAUAAAGCACACUGCCACAAUAGCAUACGUGCCACGAAGCACCAUGACAAGUGGAAAAGGAGGGUCAGGAAACCAUACGGAGACAAGCAGGUUCACCAUGAAACUGAUAUGAUUCCAAACAGCUGGUUUAACUUCUUACAUUUAAGGUUUGUAAUUAAAAACAUUGAAUACCUUUGUUUAAGUUUAGAAUUUUUGGUCAAAGUAAGUGCAUAUCAUAGCAUGUUACCAAGUGUCAAACAGAAACUGAGUCUUUAAUAAUUCAUAUAGAUGCAAGCUUGUUAGCUAAAGUCGCAAAAGCUUACAGUAAACUCUGCUGUCAAAACCUUUUAAGCACAUCUCAGAUGCAUUUCUAGGGACUUACAAGGUAUAUGUAAAGUAGAAAUAACUGGGAAGAUUUAACUUUCAUAAUUUUGUCUAUAUUUUGUGUUUCACUAAUU
Notolabrus celidotus (New Zealand spotty) is the source of this 2438-nucleotide messenger RNA. RefSeq names its product leucine-rich repeat and immunoglobulin-like domain-containing nogo receptor-interacting protein 1. The transcript has 4 exons. Gene Ontology annotation, molecular function: protein binding. Bases 299 to 2113 code for a protein of 604 amino acids. NCBI's taxonomy places the organism in Eukaryota, Metazoa, Chordata, Actinopteri, Labriformes, Labridae. The record is from RefSeq and is a predicted model, not a curated record.